AUGAGUAUUAAAGAAAUAUCAAAAGAACUUAUUAAAGCUUUUACUACAAAUAACAAAAGACUUAGCAAAUUGGAUCUUUCUAAGAAUCAAAUUAAAGUGAUUCAAAACUUAAAUGAGUUAAAACAUUUACAAAUUUUAAAUCUUGCAGACAACUAAAUUGAAUAGAUUGAUGGAUUGCAAGAUUUAGCUUUAUUGUAGGAAAUUAAUUUACGACAUAAUCUGAUUACUUAAGUCAAAAAUUUAAAAAACUUAAAAUAUUUAGAAGUAUUAGACUUGAGUUUUAAUAGGUUAAAUGAUAUUAAGGAUUUACAAGAAUUGAAACAUAAUAAAAAUCUCAAAGAAUUGAAUGUUUAGGGAAAUGCUAACAUCACUUAAUUCUAUGAUUAUAAAGAUUAGAUUAAAAAAAUGAUUCCACAAAUUUAAAAAAUAGAUGGAUAAUUCGUUAAUUAGCAGUAUUUACAAAGUGUUUCUUAAGAAGUUAUUGAAUAGCAAUCUAUUGAAACUUAUAAAAAUAUUAUUUCUACUUUGUAAAGCUAAGUCUAGACAUAAAAUCCUUUAGCAUUAGAACAGUGGAGGAAUAAGUGCUUUGAACUUUUGUAAAGAGAAAAAAUAAUGAAUUAUCGCUUUAACUAGUUGGAGCUAUCUUAUUCGAAGGAUUAGGAAACUUUAAAAUAAAAUUUAAAAGAGCAAGUUGAUAGAAAUGAAAAACUGAGUUAAGAUUUGCUUUUGAAACAGGAAGAAAUAUUAUAAAUUCAAGAAAGAUUGGAGUAAACGAAAUAAAUGUUUGAUAAUUAAAUGAAAAAUAAUGUUUUAGCUAUUUAUAAUUAAUUUGAAAAACAAAUGAAUUUGCUGCAAGAAUAGUUUAAUGCUUAGAUUAAAUCUCAAUAAAAGAGAUUUUUUGCAUUAGAGGGAACUAUUCUCCAAUAAAAGACAAAAAUUAUGCAAUAAAAAAAGAGUGCUUCUUCUGAUUUUAUUGAAUUUAAACAAUCUUUAAAGUCAAUAAUAAAAGCUCAUGCCUAAAAAGACAUUCUUGCCGACAUUUCUUCUGAAGAGUUUGUUAAUGAAAUAGAGAGAAUCAUCAGAGAUUCUCUAAUUUAACUAGGCUAAAAUCAAUUUAAAUCUUCUUCCAGUUCUUCAAGAUUUGAAAUUAAGCAAUUAGAAGAAGAGAUUAGCAGCCUAAAUCAAUAAAAAAAAAAUUUAUAAACCUUGCUUUAAGAAUAAGAAGAAACCUUAUAAAAAAUAAACAGAAAUAAUGAACAAAAACUGAAAGAGUUGCUAGAAGAACUAGAGUUCAAAACGAGAAAGGUUAAAGAAUAAAACUAAAAUAUUUAUGAAUUAGAAUAAAAGCUUGAUAAAGAAACUUAAGAAAAAUAAAAUAGUAAAUAAAGACUGAAUGAAUUAAUAGAAAACAGCAAUAUUGAAGUCAAAAGAAAAAUAGAUGAAGCUACUUCUAAAUUAAAAAGCAGAAUCGACGAAUUAGAGAAAGAAAAUUUUAGAUUAGCAAGUGGUUUAAAUGAAAAGGAUUUGGAAGCUUCUUAAUUCAUCGAAAAUAUAAAUAAAAAACUUUAGCAAGCAGAGUUGGAAAAGGUUAACGAAAUUAGUGCUUUGGAAAAUAAAUUAAGAAUAGAAACAGAGAAAAAGAACAUGUUUAGCAAUUAAUGCAAUGACAUGAUGAGAAUAAUUAAUAUGAAAGAAAACAAAAUCAGAGCGAUUAAAGACGAGCAAAGACUACUUUAGGAAAAGUUGAACCAAACCAUGAAUCAUGAGCUAGUUUAUAAUUAGACUGGAUUUAACAACAUGAACAAUAGAGCAAAUUUAUCACACAAUGAUAUUUAUAGCAAUUAUCAAUAAUAAUUAAUCAAUCAAAACUAAAGAACACUUUAAAAUUAAAAUAAACAAAAUAUGAAUAACAAUUAGUAUGAUUUCAAAAACUAUCAUGGAAGCACCAAUCCCUUGUUAAAUUAAACAGAUAUUUAAUAUAAUUACAAAUAAAAACUGCAAUAACAAAAUUAACAGUAGCAAUAAAGUUCAUAAGAGGACUGGUCACCAAUUUAAAAUAAAGGAAAUUUAAGCUAUAAUCCAGCAAGAUAGCCCUUUAAAUAAACCAACAAAAAUCAAGAAAUCAACAACUUUACAACAAAUAAAGCCAACAUGAUAUUAAACGAUUUGAGUAUUAUAUAAAAUGAGCAUCCAGGAGCAGACACUCUAGAAGACGAACUUAAAAAAUUAGAGCAAAAUGAGUUAUUUGCUUAGGAAAUUUUGAAUGACAAUAUUUGA
Tetrahymena thermophila SB210 is the source of this 2277-nucleotide messenger RNA. RefSeq lists its product as hypothetical. NCBI's taxonomy places the organism in Eukaryota, Ciliophora, Oligohymenophorea, Hymenostomatida, Tetrahymenidae. Gene Ontology annotation, cellular component: cytoplasm. The transcript is spliced from 2 exons. Gene Ontology annotation, molecular function: cytoskeletal motor activity; protein binding. The record is from RefSeq and is a predicted model, not a curated record.